CCUGUACUGCUGUAGUAGCACGACAGCGGCUGCAUUUUUUCACCGUUUGAGAGCCUGCGACUCGCCAGUUUAGUUUAUCGAGAUUUUGUGUGUAUUUUGCAUGUAAUCUCUUCUGUGUUUUUUUCAUUUCUCGUAAAUUUCUACUUGUUUAUUCGAAUUUCAUUUUCCGAGUGUUGAUUUUCUUCAGUGUCGUGGUGUAUCUGUAUUCUUCUUUUGAAACAACUGCUCUGCAUUCCGAUGUGUAUACAAUAUCGUGUUGUUGUGUGUCGUUAACGUAUACGAAAGUUUAUUCAAUUAUUCGUUGUGGUACCUUUGUGAUUGGUCGGAAGAGUUUGUUUAGGAAGUUACACGGUCGAUUAACGAAUUAUUAAUAAUAUUUUCUCAUACCUAAGACGAUUAUUUCGAAUCGAAUUACUAUGGAGUCGUCGAGUUGAAACUUGAAACUUGCCAAGUAUUCUUCCAUUGUCCAUUUUUGUACCACCAAUGACUAUCAUAUACGAUACAGCGCGUAAAAAAGAGCCUCCUCCUGCUACGCAGACCGAGCGCGAAUUAUGUCUUAAAUAUUUCGAAAAAUGGAGCGAGCAAGAUCAAAUUGAAUUCGUUGAGAACUUACUAGCGCGGAUGUGUCAUUAUCAGCACGGUCACAUAAAUACCUUCCUUAAACCAAUGCUGCAGAGAGAUUUUAUAUCCUUAUUACCGAAAAAAGGAUUAGAUCACGUAGCCGAAAAUAUACUAUCGUAUUUAGACUCCGAAUCGUUAAAUCAAGCAGAGCUUGUAUGCAAAGAAUGGCGUCGAGUUAUAUCCGAAGGUAUGCUGUGGAAGAAAUUAAUAGAAAGAAAAGUCAAAACCGAUAUGUUAUGGAGAGGUUUAGCUGAACGAAGAGGCUGGAUACGGUUUCUAUUUAAACCUAAACCAGGACAACAGCAUCUCGAACACUUUUCAUAUAGAGCAUUAUUUCCUAAAAUAUUAAAAGAUAUCGAAACGAUAGAAGAAAACUGGGCAAAUGGUAAAUUUCUAUUACAAAGGAUAAAUUGUAGAUCUGAAAAUUCAAAAGGCGUAUAUUGCCUACAGUACGACGAUAAUAAAAUAGUUUCCGGUCUCAGAGAUAAUACUAUUAAAAUAUGGGAUAGGAACAAUUUAAUGUGUACCAAAGUGUUAACUGGCCACACCGGUUCAGUGCUGUGUUUGCAGUACGAUGAUAACGUGAUAAUUAGCGGUUCCAGCGAUAGCACAGUUAGAGUAUGGGGUGUAAAGUCUGGUGAGAUGAUUAACACGAUAAUUCAUCAUUGCGAAGCAGUUUUACAUUUACGUUUUUCAAACGAUAUGAUGGUUACCUGUUCUAAGGAUAGAUCGAUAGCUGUAUGGGACAUGGCGUCUCCGACUGAAAUAAUACUUCGUAGAGUAUUGUUAGGCCAUAGAGCAGCCGUCAACGUUGUAGAUUUCGAUGAUAAAUAUAUCGUAUCGGCGUCCGGCGAUAGAACUAUCAAAGUGUGGAAUACGACGUCGUGCGAAUUCAUUCGCACGUUGAACGGCCACAGGCGCGGAAUCGCUUGUCUGCAGUACAAAGAUCGUUUGAUCGUUAGCGGCAGCUCCGAUAAUUCUAUUCGUUUAUGGGAUAUCGAAUAUGGUAUUUGUUUACGAGUCUUGGAAGGACACGAAGAAUUAGUCAGAUGUAUUAGGUUCGAUAAGAAACGUAUCGUUAGUGGAGCUUACGACGGUAAAAUUAAAGUAUGGAAUUUAACGGCCGCACUUGAUCCACGAACUCCAGCGUCAUCGUUAUGUUUACGAACUUUAGUCGCUCAUUCGCAGGAACACACUGGACGUGUAUUCAGAUUACAAUUUGACGACUUUCAAAUUGUCAGUUCUUCUCACGAUGAUACGAUAUUGAUUUGGGACUUCCUAAAUUAUAACAGUUCGGCGGAUGAACCUAACAACCAUCCUCCUCAACAUAAUCCCAAUAAUUUUCCUCCAUUACAAAUACAUCCGAUUCAUGCGAAUCACGCGAAUCAUGUGAAUGCAAAUGCCAAUGCUGACUUUGCUGCAAAUCAAAACCAUAAUAAUGCCGAAUCGGAAGACGAAGCGUGAAAUAUCGGAGGAGAACUUUAACGAGUACUACAUAGAUAUUAUACGCGGAUUACUUAGUGGCGUAACAUGCCUAAGAAUAUUAUGACUGUUACGAGUCACUGCCUAUUGCCACUUCUUUUUUGUACUGUGAUAAUCAUUCUCGAAACGAAGAAAGGAUAUGUUACGAUAAUUAUACUGUAUUUUGUAGGAUCGAAGCAUCCUUUAAAUGUUUUGUACGUGUAUUGAAUUUGUUGUAUGUUUGUCUGAGUGUGCGUGCGUGCGUGUGUAAUAUUAACCACAUUUUUAAGUAGUGUUUCUCUCUCCUUUUCGUCCCUGUAUUUUCUAUUUCAUGGUUUAUUUAUAUUUUUAAAUGUAUACAUUUCAUUCAAGCGUUCUAGAUGGUACGAUGUAUUUAUUAUUUUUUUUUUUUAAAGGGGCGAAUUCGAUAUUAUAAAAGCGUGUAUAUGAGGCGAUGUAUAGUAUUUUCAGUAUCUGCUACAGAAGAUAAAAUAUUUAUGGUAUACGGUAUCGUAUAUGCGGGGAUUUCUUGAUAGAAAAAUUGAACGAAAUUAAUCAAUUGUUCUUUAUUUUUUUUUUGAUUUUUUUUUGUUUCUCUGGUAGCACGAUCGUACGUAUUAUUUUUGUAUCGUAAUUUUAUACGAGUAAUAAUUUUAUCGGACUUUUUAAAUAUGUAUUUGUUAGAAUUUUCUUUCUGUUUUGUUGUCGUUUACACGUUGCGUUUUCUUUAUUAUUUUCUUUUGUUUUGUUUUUCUUAUGUAUUAUGUAUUUUAAAAGAUUUUUUUUAUUUUCUAGCUGCGUGCGAAGAAAGGAAAAAAACGAAUUUUCGCUUCGAAGCUGUGCAAUAUUAUAAAAAAAGAGGUUUUAAGCACAAAAUUUACCAUUUUUAAAACGUUUAUGAAUUUUAAUCGUAUUUUGAAUUAUCGAACCGUGUACUGGCGACGUUGCUAAUGAUUUUUUUUUCUUUUUUCGUUAUUGUUGUACGUGUGUGUAUUCAGAAAAAAAAACUCGUAGGAUUGUCCGUCGUUUUCAAAUUACUGAUUUAAAAACUAGGAUCGGUUCUCGAGGUUCGUUUGUGUUGCUUUUUUACGCGUUGAAAUUUUAUUUUUAUUUUUUAACCAGUCUACCAUGUUGGGGUUAUGGGUUUGUUACGAAUAAGGAAUGUAUCGCAGCCUAAUUUAUUGAACAAAUUGUAAACUAUAGAUUAUAUAUAUUUCUAGGGUAGUGCGAAACAAUCGUUUUAUUUCCUCAUCUCUUUUCUUUCUCUCCCUUUCUUUACUAUUUUUCAUGUAAGAUAUGAUCUUUUUUGUAUAUAUUUCUCAGUUUUUAUUUAUGAUUAAUUUGUAGUAUUAAUUGCGUAUAACACUUGUAAAUAACAAGUUUUGAAUAAAGCUGUUUACGAAAAUA
Messenger RNA from Planococcus citri (citrus mealybug), 3489 nucleotides. RefSeq names its product beta-transducin repeat containing E3 ubiquitin protein ligase slmb (gene slmb). Bases 484 to 2085 code for a protein of 533 amino acids. Lineage: Eukaryota; Metazoa; Arthropoda; Insecta; Hemiptera; Pseudococcidae. The transcript is spliced from 10 exons. The record is from RefSeq and is a predicted model, not a curated record. Gene Ontology annotation, molecular function: protein dimerization activity.